This is a messenger RNA of Morone saxatilis (striped sea-bass), 2311 nucleotides long. RefSeq lists its product as uncharacterized. The coding region runs from base 180 to 926 and encodes 248 amino acids. Gene Ontology annotation, cellular component: plasma membrane. The transcript has 6 exons. NCBI's taxonomy places the organism in Eukaryota, Metazoa, Chordata, Actinopteri, Moronidae. The record is from RefSeq and is a predicted model, not a curated record. Gene Ontology annotation, biological process: T cell costimulation.
UGUAUGGAGAGAGAUAGCGAGAGAGAGAGAGAGAGAGAGAGAGAGAGGUUGAGGAGUUUACACCUCUGCACCAUUUCCUUUUUCAUCAGUUUUUCUGUUGUUGGGCGUCUUGAUCUGAUUUGUAGUCUGCUGUUUGUCUGUCUGUCUCCUUUCUCCACCUGUUGUUCACUGACACUGUGAUGGAUCUCAGGACUGUUCUCACCAUCUCAACUCUUUUACUUAUGACUGCUGAAUCAAACCAAACAGCGUUGAACAGCACUAACAACACCAACAGCACUAGGAACUGUUCCUGCAACAGCAGUUUAGUUCCAGUAAGCUGUCCUACCCCCACCACCGGAUCCAACAGCCCUGCACCUGCCCUGCACCUCCUCAGAAUCCAAUGGAACAAUAAGGUUAAUUGUAAAGGAGUUGUUGAGCUGAUCUCCUACAAUGCCUCCAACUUCCAGCCCAUCUGUUACGACAGUAAGAUAAACGUCCAGGGGCUUUUUGAAGAUGUGUGUAAGAACAAGAAAGGUUGUAAAGGCCCAGUGAGCUGGGAAAAAAGCACAGACUAUGAGAUUGGAACCACGGAGUCCAGCUGUAAGCCUCUCAGGGUGCAGUGCAAAGCUGAGGUCCUCCCAGAUCUACAGGGGCAGCUGAAGUCCUACAAAGUGGUGACAGCUUUGCUCUGCUGUGUGCUGCUGGUCCUGUUACUGCUCCGCUUCACCAGACCAACUGUCAAAGCCCUGCAGAAAAGAUUGUCAGACAGGAGGCAGAAUCGCUGGAUCGGACCUACACAGAGUCACAGUGUGUCCUACCAUCGAGGAAAAACUGCAGUUAAAAACAAUGAUGGGGAGAAGAGGCUGUCCUACCCUGCUCUGGAGCGACUGGCGGUCAGUGAAAGCAGGGAGCCUUCAUCCAACAGGAACAGUGACUACAACUUCUGACACACCUUGUCAUCCUCCAUCAUCAUCAUCAUCAUCAUUAACAUCGUCAUCCUCUAUACAUGGGCUGAGCAUUCUUAUGUGAUUAUUUCUGGAUUGUAUCUGUUGCACAAUAAUAUCAGUCCUGUUAAGAUCAUGUAAAAGCGAUAAUUCAUCUCUUUGUGUAUCUGCAUUUGCUGCAUCAGAUACUAAACGUUUUGUAAUAAUAACCAGUAGUUGGUAUUUACAGCCAUCAAUGUAUAAUAUUGUAUCUAAACUUAGUUUAUCAGCUCCUGUAAAAUGAAACCAGAACAAGUUACAUAAACCUGACUGAAGUUAUGUUGAACGCACAGUUAAACCCCAGUUAAAAAAUACAUAUUUACCCUCUGUAGCAACUGUAAUGCUAUUCAUACAUCUAGAUUGUUUUGGAGUUUUGGAGAUAUAAAAAAAAUAAUUUCAAAAACUUAACAGCAACGUCUCUUUCCAGAAAUCAUGACCCAGUUACCUCUCUCACAACUAAUCCACAGAACUUGGUGUGAGUGGUUUCAUGAUGGAACUAUUUUUUUUUUUCUACCAAACUACACCCACAAAUCGUUGCUGAACAUUAGCUAUUCCAGUGGUGCUUGGUGAGCUAAUAUUACACCUCAGUGGAGGAGGACACCAUUAAUGUUUACAUUCUGCACAGCCAAAAGCCUCUCGUUCGUGAUUGGAUGCACGCCAAUACGUACAAAAAAAUAAACCCCAUCUGAUUCUAUUAUAUUGGAGAGAAGGCAGACAUCUAUAGGUAACUCAGCAACUCACACAAAAACUGUGAAAAAAAUCUGAAUGGAUAAAUAACACUACAGGUAAAAAUCGGUAUUUUUUAUUUUGGGGGAUAACUGUGAGAUAUUUUAACAAUAUUCUUACAAUAUUUUCGUAAACACACUUUUUAGCCAUCAUUGUAUAUUGUGCUCGUACAUUCUGGUUUUAGCAAUCACAAAGCAUCUCAAACUAUCCUGAAUGGUGUUGCCCUGCAGUUUCAAGUUCUGUCCAGGUGACUCAUAUAUUUGCCCGACUAGCUUGGUCACUAGCAAGCUCCAACAACAAGUUGUUAGAAGGUGUAUUUUUCACUUUUAGUUGGCUUUUCUUCCAGUCUUUGUGCUUAGCUAAACACAUUCAGGACCUCUCUCGGCAAACAGCAAUAAAACUGAGAAACUUAACAAGUGGCCGCUAACAGCAAGAGUAGUUUCCAAAAUGGCAGAAGGUUCCUUUAAUCAGAAAAACAUUCAUAAAAACCUACUAAGAACAUUGAUUCAAUAACAUGUGAUUCACUGACACUGUAAUAAUUAAUUGUAUUUCUUUUGUUGACAGCUUGUGAUUUUUGAUUAAUAUUGUGAACUUUGUAUUUUCAGUAAACAGGAUCUAAGUUG